UUAUUAAAAUGACUGAUGAGCCUGUAUUGAAAAGGAAAGCUAUUCAAGUGGAUAUAAAGAGCAGUUUAGAUUUUGAAAGUUUUACUGUAAUAAAAGUUCUUUCAAAUGAUGCAAAGUCAAAAAAAAUACAUGUUCAUGGUCGGUUUAAGAAUUCUGAGGAUGAUACCAUUGUAUCAUUUGAAAAAACACCUUUUUCUGAAGACUCUAUCCAAAAUAUAUUAACUUCUGAAACUGUAACUAAUGAAGUGUUUUCAAAUGAUAUAUACAGUCAGCAUACAGCUAUGCCACAGCCUUAUCACAACACAUUAACCACUCAGGUUAUAAAACCUGCAACAUUACAUCAUAUAAAGAAAUAUACUUACCAAAAGUUAAAAGUUGUUGAAGAAACUCCUGAUAGUUACAAAAAAAUCACUCUUCCAUAUAUUAUGGAAAAUUCUAUGCGAGUUGAAUGGGUGUAUAAUAUCCUUGAUCAUAAAUCUGAAACUGAACGUAUUAUUUAUGAGGACUCCGAUCCUGAAAACGGUUUUGUUCUUUUACCUGAUAUAAAAUGGGAUGGAAAACAAGUUGAAAAUUUAUAUGUGUGUGCUAUCAUUCGUAAUCGUAACAUUAAGUCUAUACGUGAUUUAAAUGAAAAGCAUUUACCUUUGUUAAAAAACUUGCUUAGGAAGGGUUUGGAUGAAAUUGUUAAAAAAUAUGGUAUAUCUUCCGAUGAGAUUCGUUCGUAUUUUCACUACUAUCCAUCUUAUUAUCAUCUUCACGUUCAUUAUAACCACUUGCAAGCUGAUGUUGGAGGAACAUCUGCUGAAAAAGCACAUCUUUUAAGUGAUGUCAUUGAUAACAUUGAAAAUAUUUCUAAUGAUUACUACCAAAAGAAAACUUUAACUGUACUUUUAAGAGAACAAGAUCCAUUGUAUUCUUUAUUAUCAGAGAAAGUGUAAUAUUAAACAUUUUUAAA
Hydra vulgaris (swiftwater hydra) is the source of this 955-nucleotide messenger RNA. RefSeq names its product m7GpppX diphosphatase. NCBI's taxonomy places the organism in Eukaryota, Metazoa, Cnidaria, Hydrozoa, Anthoathecata, Hydridae. The record is from RefSeq and is a predicted model, not a curated record. Gene Ontology annotation, molecular function: hydrolase activity; RNA 7-methylguanosine cap binding. Gene Ontology annotation, biological process: deadenylation-dependent decapping of nuclear-transcribed mRNA. Gene Ontology annotation, cellular component: P-body; nucleus.